UCCACGUGAUUGGAAGACAGAACACAUGAAUGGAGAGAGAAUGUUCUUCUUCCCUUCCUUUCCAUGAUUUUCUCCUUCGAUUCCUUUCUCCCUCCCUCUUCUUUGCUUCUUCAGGAAUGUAAAAGCCCCUAAACUUUUGCGGGGAAUCCUACAAUUUUCCCGGAAAAUUUCUCUGCUGGAAACUUCCUUCUGUCCUUGUGGUUGUUGAUCUCUCUGUUAAGUCGUUUUGCGUCGGUUUCAGGAGGCUACUGCGGCUGUCUGGAUCUCUGUUCUAGGGUUUCUUCGUUUUUUCCUCUCUCUCGCGAUGGAAUCGAUAGCAGAACGUUGCGGAUGAAACCCUAAAUUUGUAUACUAAUGUCAAGAUCACAUGAUCUGAUUUUGGCAAUAAUCGUCCGCAGAUAGUGGUGCGAUCAAGCCUCCGGGGAAUUCUUGAUAAUGGACAAGGAAAAAUCCCCGGCCCCCGGUGGAGGUUUGCCACCUCCUUCGGGCGGGUACUCGGCAUUUUCACCUAACGGAAGUAGCUUUGGAAUGAAAACUGAGUCGUCAUUUCCUCCUUUGGUUCCGAGUUCAAGCUCAGAUAUUGGUGCUUUUGGCCAUGGAUCAGAUUCUAGCCGAUUUAGCCAUGACAUUAGCCGCAUGCCCGAUAACCCACCUAAGAAUCUGGGUCAUCGGCGAGCUCAUUCAGAAAUACUUACUCUCCCAGAUGAUCUAAGCUUUGAUAGUGAUCUUGGUGUGGUUGGUGGUGCUGAUGGACCUUCAUUCUCUGAUGAAACGGAAGAGGACUUACUUUUUAUGUAUCUUGAUAUGGAUAAGUUCAAUUCUUCGGCGACAUCUUCGUCUCAAAUGGGUGAUCCUUCUGAACAUGCUGGGAGGAUUGAAGGAACACAGACAGGGUCGGCGAAUUUGGCUACUUCCUCCAAUCCUGAGACCAUGCUUGCUGGUUCCAGUGAAAGGCCGAGAAUCAGGCACCAACACAGCCAAUCGAUGGAUGGUUCAACGACUAUCAAGCCCGAGAUGCUGAUGUCUGGGGCUGAAGAAGCGUCCCCAUCUGACCCUAAGAAAGCCAUGUCUGCUGCUAAACUCGCUGAGCUUGCUCUCAUUGAUCCAAAACGUGCUAAGAGGAUAUGGGCAAACAGGCAAUCUGCAGCAAGGUCAAAGGAAAGGAAGAUGAGAUACAUUGCAGAACUUGAAAGAAAAGUACAAACUUUACAAACAGAGGCAACAUCCCUCUCAGCUCAGUUGACUCUACUACAGAGAGACACAAAUGGACUCACUGUUGAAAAUAAUGAGCUGAAACUGCGCUUACAAACAAUGGAGCAACAGGUUCACUUGCAAGAUGCAUUAAAUGACGCGUUAAAGGAGGAAAUCCAGCAUCUUAAGGUGCUGACAGGCCCAGUUGUUCCAAACGGUGCAUCGAUGAUGAACUAUGGUUCUUAUGGAUCGAACCAGCAAUUAUAUCACAACAAUCAGUCGAUGCACACACUCUUAGCAGCACAACAAUUCCAGCAGCUCCAGAUUCAUUCACAGAAGCAGCAACAACAACAGCAGCAACAGUUUCAGUUUCAGCAACAACAACUGCAUCAUCUUCGGCAGCAGGAGCAACAAAGUGGGUUUGCGGAUUUGAGAAGAUCAAUGCCUUCUCCGAGCCAGAAAGAGAGUGGAUCAUCAUCUGAUCUCAAGGCUCCCAAGAUGAAGGACAAGGGUAUCUGAUGCUCGGUCCAGAAAGGCUGGAUUCGGGGAUGACCAUUGGUGCCAAUGGCAGAAGCAUUUUGGGAGAAAACAUAAAGAGAGACAGAGAAGUUAAGAGGGAGAGGCUGGUGUAUGUUUAGUUGAUGAUGGUGAUAUAUCUUUGUUCUUUUCGGUAUCACUUUUCGUUGGGUAAUUUUUGUUCUUCCCUGUUUGUAAUGGACGGUGACGAGUACCUUAGGGUCCUAAGAUUAAGUUUGUAUGAUCCUUGUCGGCUCUAUGCAUUUUGAAAGUUUCUUGCA
Tarenaya hassleriana is the source of this 1988-nucleotide messenger RNA. RefSeq names its product probable transcription factor PosF21. Bases 436 to 1710 code for a protein of 424 amino acids. Gene Ontology annotation, biological process: regulation of DNA-templated transcription. NCBI's taxonomy places the organism in Eukaryota, Viridiplantae, Streptophyta, Magnoliopsida, Brassicales, Cleomaceae. Gene Ontology annotation, molecular function: DNA-binding transcription factor activity. Gene Ontology annotation, cellular component: nucleus. The record is from RefSeq and is a predicted model, not a curated record. The transcript is spliced from 6 exons.